Molecule: messenger RNA, 3478 nt
Organism: Homo sapiens (human)
Lineage: Eukaryota; Metazoa; Chordata; Mammalia; Primates; Hominidae
Gene: FAM194C
Product: family with sequence similarity 194 member C
Exons: 18
Coding region: 474-3317 (947 amino acids)
Cellular component (GO): membrane
Source: RefSeq, a predicted model, not a curated record
ACAGUUAACACAACCUGGAGUAGCCCAUGCCAUACUGUGUCCUUUUAAGUCAGUAAAUUGAACUAAGUCGGUUAUUCGGCAAGCAGUUCCUAUAAAAAACUACAUGGCUAAGGUUCUUAAUGAUUGACCACAAGCAGAUCUUUCACCCUCGGAUCUCUAGCUACAAAAGGUGCAAUGGGACCUUUCUCUCUUCCCCAGCCCUUCCAUUCCUCCAGCCCCCCCAGGGUCCUAUACCCAGUUUGUGUGACUGUCCUUGAAGCUUUCCUGGAACCAUACUUAUCAUCAGACCUUUCCCAAAGUGACUCACUAACAUUGGUCUCUCUGAUGGUGUCUCUGGGAACCACUGGCUCAAUGACCUGUAAGGGCCGUUUCAGCACAUCCAUUCUGUCCAUCUCCAAGCCUUCACCGUAGGGAAGAACUUUUGCUCUCAGUCACCUCUCAGAGAGCUCUCUUUAUAGCUGAAGGUCCCUCUCAUGAGUUACAUCAAGAGUAACCUAGAAUUAUAUCAGCAAUACACAGCCAUGGCCCCCAAGCUACUGGCCCGCAUCUCCAAACUCCUCAUGAUCUGCCAGAAUGCAGGCAUUUCUGUACCAAAAGGCAUCAGAAACAUCUUUGAGUUCACUUGGGAAGAGCUCAUCAGUGACCCUUCAGUGCCUACCCCGUCCGACAUCUUGGGCCUGGAGGUCAGCUUUGGAGCCCCCCUGGUGGUGCUCAUGGAACCCACCUUUGUGCAGGUCCCCACACUGAAGAAGCCACUACCUCCACCACCACCAGCACCACCACGUCCAGUGCUGCUGGCAACCACUGGGGCAGCCAAGCGCUCCACCCUCUCUCCCACCAUGGCCCGUCAGGUGCGCACCCACCAGGAGACCCUGAACAGGUUUCAGCAGCAGUCCAUCCACCUGCUGACGGAGCUCCUCAGACUGAAGAUGAAGGCCAUGGUGGAGUCUAUGUCGGUGGGUGCCAACCCCUUGGACAUCACCAGGCGCUUUGUGGAGGCCAGCCAGCUCCUCCACCUCAAUGCCAAGGAGAUGGCCUUCAACUGCCUGAUCAGCACAGCCGGGAGAAGUGGCUACAGCAGCGGACAGUUGUGGAAAGAGUCCCUCGCAAACAUGUCCGCCAUUGGGGUGAACUCGCCUUACCAGCUGAUCUACCACUCUUCCACAGCCUGUCUGAGCUUUUCUCUCUCUGCUGGAAAAGAAGCCAAGAAGAAAAUAGGCAAAUCUAGAACUACAGAAGAUGUCAGCAUGCCGCCCCUGCAUCGAGGAGUGGGAACCCCUGCCAACAGCCUGGAGUUCAGCGACCCCUGCCCUGAGGCCCGGGAGAAGCUGCAGGAGUUGUGUCGCCACAUAGAAGCUGAAAGGGCCACAUGGAAAGGGAGGAAUAUCUCCUACCCCAUGAUCUUACGAAACUACAAGGCAAAGAUGCCCUCUCAUCUAAUGUUGGCCCGCAAAGGAGACUCUCAGACCCCGGGUUUACAUUACCCUCCCACUGCAGGUGCUCAGACUCUCAGCCCCACCUCUCACCCAUCUUCUGCCAACCAUCAUUUCAGUCAGCAUUGUCAAGAGGGGAAGGCACCCAAGAAGGCCUUCAAGUUUCAUUACACCUUCUAUGAUGGCUCCUCCUUCGUUUACUAUCCCUCUGGAAACGUCGCUGUAUGUCAGAUCCCCACAUGCUGCAGAGGGAGAACCAUCACCUGCCUCUUUAAUGACAUACCUGGAUUCUCCUUGCUGGCCCUAUUCAAUACUGAAGGCCAGGGCUGUGUUCACUACAACCUAAAAACCAGUUGCCCAUAUGUCUUAAUCUUGGAUGAGGAAGGUGGGACCACCAAUGACCAGCAGGGCUAUGUAGUCCACAAGUGGAGCUGGACUUCCAGGACAGAGACCCUGCUUUCCCUGGAAUACAAGGUGAAUGAGGAAAUGAAACUAAAGGUACUGGGACAGGACUCCAUCACAGUCACCUUCACCUCCCUGAAUGAGACAGUAACACUCACUGUGUCGGCCAACAAUUGUCCCCAUGGAAUGGCAUAUGACAAACGGCUGAACCGCAGAAUCAGCAACAUGGACGACAAGGUGUAUAAGAUGAGCCGAGCCCUGGCUGAGAUCAAGAAGCGGUUUCAGAAGACAGUGACUCAGUUCAUUAAUUCUAUCUUGCUGGCCGCAGGUCUGUUUACCAUUGAAUAUCCCACCAAAAAGGAGGAGGAAGAAUUUGUUCGGUUCAAGAUGAGAUCCAGAACUCAUCCCGAGCGGCUCCCCAAGCUAAGUUUAUACUCAGGAGAAAGUCUUUUACGAUCUCAGUCAGGCCACCUGGAAUCCUCAAUUGCAGAGACUUUGAAGGAUGAGCCUGAGUCUGCUCCUGUGAGCCCAGUUCGGAAGACCACCAAAAUCCACACCAAAGCCAAGGUCACAUCCAGAGGGAAGGCCCGCGAGGGGCGCAGCCCCACCAGGUGGGCGGCCUUGCCCUCAGACUGCCCGCUGGUGCUGCGGAAGCUCAUGCUCAAGGAAGACACCCGUGCUGGCUGCAAGUGCCUGGUGAAGGCGCCCCUGGUCUCUGACGUGGAGCUGGAGCGCUUCCUGUUGGCGCCCCGAGACCCCAGCCAAGUGCUGGUGUUUGGGAUCAUCUCAAGCCAGAACUACACCAGCACUGGGCAGCUCCAGUGGCUGCUGAACACUCUCUACAACCACCAGCAGCGGGGCCGUGGCUCCCCCUGCAUCCAGUGCCGGUAUGACUCCUACCGCCUGCUGCAGUAUGACCUGGACAGCCCCCUGCAGGAGGACCCUCCCCUGAUGGUGAAGAAGAACUCUGUGGUGCAGGGGAUGAUUCUGAUGUUUGCCGGGGGGAAGCUCAUUUUUGGGGGCCGUGUUUUGAAUGGAUAUGGCCUCAGCAAGCAGAAUCUGCUGAAACAGAUCUUCCGGUCUCAACAGGAUUACAAGAUGGGCUACUUCCUGCCGGAUGACUACAAAUUCAGUAAGCUGAGUCUGGGCCUUGUCCGAGUGGGGCAACCCACUUCUGGAGGAACUGAAGAGGUCAUGCCAAGUGACCCCCACAACUCAGAGCACUCAGCGGGGAAGGCAGGCCCAGGAGGAGCCUGUGGAUGUGUUCCCAACUCUGUCCUGAGCCUGGAGGAUUCUGAAUCAGUCAAGAAAGCCGAGUCAGAAGAUAUCCAAGGAAGCAGCUCCUCAUUGGCCCUGGAAGACUAUGUGGAGAAGGAGUUAUCUCUGGAGGCUGAGAAGACAAGAGAGCCUGAAGUGGAGCUACAUCCUCUCAGCAGGGACAGCAAGAUAACUAGUUGGAAGAAGCAGGCCUCCAAGAAGUAGCGCCAUCCUGGCAGCAGCCAAGUGAGCCAGGCCCCGGCCCGGGGUGCUGGGGCUUCUUGCCAGCCCAGCCCUGCCUCCCCGGUCUCCCACCCUGUCCUCCAAGCUUCUAUAAUAAACCAGCGGGCCUCCAGCAUUGGGGUGAGGCUCUGGGGAAGGACAGA